This is a messenger RNA of Athene cunicularia (burrowing owl), 2118 nucleotides long. RefSeq names its product SIM bHLH transcription factor 1 (gene SIM1). The transcript is spliced from 9 exons. Gene Ontology annotation, molecular function: DNA-binding transcription factor activity, RNA polymerase II-specific; RNA polymerase II transcription regulatory region sequence-specific DNA binding; protein dimerization activity. Lineage: Eukaryota; Metazoa; Chordata; Aves; Strigiformes; Strigidae. Bases 1 to 2118 code for a protein of 705 amino acids. Gene Ontology annotation, biological process: regulation of transcription by RNA polymerase II. The record is from RefSeq and is a predicted model, not a curated record.
AUGAAAGAGAAGUCCAAAAAUGCUGCCCGGACUAGACGGGAGAAAGAAAACAGUGAAUUUUAUGAACUGGCGAAAUUACUACCCCUGCCCUCCGCUAUCACCUCUCAGCUGGACAAAGCAUCCAUAAUCAGGCUCACCACCAGCUAUUUAAAAAUGAGGGUGGUUUUUCCAGAAGGACUUGGAGAAGCCUGGGGUCACUCUAGCCGAACCAGCCCACUGGAUAAUGUUGGACGGGAAUUGGGAUCCCAUCUUUUGCAGACGUUGGACGGUUUCAUAUUUGUCGUUGCUCCUGAUGGCAAGAUCAUGUACAUCUCGGAGACCGCCUCGGUGCACCUGGGCUUGUCGCAGGUAGAGCUGACCGGCAAUAGCAUUUACGAGUACAUCCACCCCGCCGACCACGAUGAGAUGACGGCGGUGCUCACGGCCCACCAACCCUACCACUCGCACUUUGUGCAGGAGUACGAGAUCGAGAGGUCCUUUUUCCUGAGGAUGAAGUGCGUCCUGGCCAAGAGGAACGCGGGUCUGACCUGUGGGGGUUACAAGCUACUGCAGUUCCGUACGGGUCAUUCCAGUAACCCAGGACAGCUUGGAUGCCUGUGUGUGUGCCGCGGGUUCCUCCCGCGUUUCACCCACCCGGCAUCGGGUGCGUGGCAGAGCCGCUUGUGCCAAUGCAGGCUCCUGGAAGAGGAACAGGUUUGCCCGCUGCAGCCUAGUCGUGUUAUAAACCCAGUGAGGCAAAACGUGCUUCCAAAAGAGACAGACAAACCUUUGCAUAUCGACUCUCGUGUGCGGAAGCCGAGGAGAAAGCAAAAGAGGGAUACUGAAUAUAAAGGACUACAGCUCUCCCUGGAUCAGGUCACUGCUACCAAGCCGGCAUUCUCAUAUGCAAAUUCAACUCCGACCAUAACGGAUAAUAGAAAGGGAAGCAAAUCUCGCCUCUCGAGCACAAAGUCAAAAUCAAGGACAUCACCAUACCCACAGUAUUCUGGAUUUCACACUGAGAGAUCCGAGUCUGACCAUGAAAGCCAGUGGGGCGGGAGUCCCCUGACUGAUACAGCUUCUCCCCAGCUACUGGACCCCGUGGACAGACCGAGCUCCCAGCACCACGAUGUCUCCUGUGCCUACAGACAGUACUCAGACCGCAGUGCUCUCUGCUACGGUUUUGCACUCGACCACUCCAGGCUGACUGAUGACAGACAUUUCCAUACUCAGGCCUGUGAAGGAGGCAGAUGUGAAGCUGGCCGGUAUUUCCUUGGCACACCGCAGCCGGGAAGGGAGAGCUGGUGGGGUUCUCGUUCAGCAUUGCCUCUGACCAAGUCAUCCCCUGAGAGCAGAGAAGCAUAUGAAAACAGUAUGCCCCACAUAACGUCAGUGCACAGGAUUCAUGGGAGAGGACACUGGGAUGAGGACAGUGUUGUUAGUUCACCCGAUCCUGGCUCUGCCAGUGAAUCAGGCGACCGAUACCGUACUGAGCAAUAUCAGAGCAGUCCGCAUGAGCCCAGCAAAAUUGAAACUCUAAUAAGAGCCACCCAGCAAAUGAUUAAAGAGGAAGAAAACAGACUACAGCUGAGGAAAACAACCCCUGAUCCGCUGGUCUCCAUUAAUGGCACAGGGAAGAAGCAUGCUAUCUGUUUUUCAAACUACCCACAGCAGCAGUUGGCAGGGGACGUCUGCCGUGUCCCAACAGUUGCCAACACUCCUCCAUGUGAACACAUCCAGCAACGAGAUGGAAAGAUUAUGAGCCCACAUGAAAAUGACUAUGACAACAGCCCCACAACACUGUCUAGGAUAAGCAGCCCCAAUUCUGACCGAAUAUCAAAAUCUAGUUUGGUACUAGCUAAAGACUACCUGCAUUCAGACAUGUCCCCACAUCAAACUCCAGGGGACCACCCAGCAGCCUCUCCAAAUUAUUACAGCUCCCACAGGCAGUACUUUGAUAAGCAUGCUUACACAUUAACUGGAUAUGCCCUGGAGCAUCUAUAUGACACUGAAACCAUUAGAAACUAUUCACUAGGCUGUAAUGGAUCACACUUUGAUGUGACUUCUCACUUAAGGAUGCAGCAAGAUCCAGCACAAGGACACAAGGGAACAUCUGUUAUAAUAACCAAUGGAAGCUGA